AGAAGUACUCGACAAGCCAAACAUGUGGUUUGGGCUCCUAAUAACCGCUGCUUUUAUUUCUUUUGUAACUGCAAGUACGCUCCCAGACUAUCCUCCACCUCCUGCAGUGGGAAUGCCAAUGGUGAUUCCUCCUUCGCCUUAUCUGAAGGGACCAGGAUUCCGAGGACCUCGUGGUAGACCAAGAUUUCAAGGAAAGCCGCGGGGUGGACGUCGUGGUAGACCA
This is a messenger RNA of Cylicocyclus nassatus, 223 nucleotides long. Lineage: Eukaryota; Metazoa; Nematoda; Chromadorea; Rhabditida; Strongylidae. The record is from the annotation of a GenBank genome assembly.